UGCUGCAGCUUCAUCCUCAGCACAGAUGUGAUUUGUGGAGGUUUUAAAACAACCAGCGUGUGGAUGCGACGUGGAUAUAAAUCAGAAAUGUCGGUUUCGUGACCCGCAGCUGAGUUAUCUUAGCUUUUUGUGUGUUGUUGUUAUUAGCAUGUGAGCUAACUGUUAGCAUCCUGCUGCUGGAGGAAGAACCGCUCGGUGCGAUGCUAACAGCAGAAGAGCAACGUUAACGUCUGUGUGUGUUCGCGGGAUAAACACGUAAAUAGAUGAAAUAGAAAACAAACUGGUCUUCAUCUCCCAGUCUGCAGCCUGUGGUCUGACACCUCUCCCAGGAUGCCUAAUGCCAGUGCAAGGCCAAGGCACAGCAGGAGGCCCAGGAGGCGGCGCAGAGAGGACCCGGCCAGGAACGAGCUGGUCUCGAGCUCCCUGGAAAGUGCCCAGCAGUGCCUGUUCAACCAGGACUAUGGAACCGCGUUUGUUCACUACCUCCUGGUCCUCAACCUCGCACCCUUGUUUAAGGACAUUGCAAAGGAGUCCUUCAGGUUCACUCUGUUCAAAUGGGCAGAGGAGCUGGACUCUGUGGGACGUAUCCAGGAACUUUUUGACUGUUACGAACAAGCACUGGAGCUUUUCCCUGCGGACGAGGUCAUCCUCAACAGCAUGGGUGAACAGCUGUUCAGGAUGGGAUUUAGAGACGAAGCUGCAGGUCACUUCCACAAAGCCUUAAAGCUGAGACCGGAUUACCCAGAAGCCAGGGAGAACUUCUACCGUGUUGCCAACUGGCUGGUGGAGCGCUGGCAUUUCUUAAUGCUCAAUGACCACCGGAGGAACCAGAAAUACCAGCAAGCCAUUCAGAAGGCGGUUCAGAACGGCUGCCACACUGUGCUGGACAUAGGUACUGGCACUGGGAUCCUUGGUAUGUGUGCUAAGAAGGCCGGGGCUGCCGAGGUGUACGCCUGCGAGCUGUCGAAGACGAUGUACGAACUGGCCUGUGAGGUGGUGACUGCCAAUGGAAUGGAAGGCAGCAUCAAGAUCCUUCACAUGAAAUCUCUGGAGAUGGAAGUGCCAAAGGACAUCCCACACAGAGUGUCCUUGGUGGUGACGGAGACAGUGGAUGCAGGGUUGUUCGGAGAGGGCAUCAUAGAGAGUCUCAUUCAUGCCUGGCACCACCUCCUGCUGCCUCCAAAGAGAGGUGAGAAUGAAUUCAGGGAACAGUCUGCGACCGGACGUGUCAUCCCUGCUGGAGCCACUGUGUUUGGUAUGGCUGUCGAGAGCAAUGAGAUCCGCCGGCAUCACAGGCAGUGUGUGUCUGAGGUGGGAGGUCUGUCCAUGGCUGCAGCCGGGCAGCUGCGGAGUCCAGUGAGCUGCAGCACUGAACCAGACGACUCCAUGGAGCCGUACACCACAGAGAGACUGAGCCGCCUGCCAGGAGGAUACAAGUCUCUCACAGAGCCUUUCACAGCCUUCAACAUCGAUUUCAAUAAUGUGCAGGACCUGGAGGGCCUGAGCUCCAGGGAGGUUCAGGAGCUCUACCUGCCCGUCAUCAGGGAGGGGGAGCUGGAUGCUCUGGCCGUGUGGUUCCAGCUUCACCUGGAUGAGGAGAGCAGUCUGUCUACUGGGCCUCAGGAGGAUACCUGCUGGGAACAGGCCAUCUAUCCUUUCCACAGCACCACGGGUUUUGUCCUGAAACCCGGAGACAAGCUGAUUGUUGAGGUCUCCUGCCGAGACGCCUACCUGAGGCUCUGCAGCGUCGCCGUGCUGAGAGACGACCACGAAAUUCGUCUGGACAAGCGUCACGACUCGAAGCUCUCUGGGAAUCCCGUUUCAGUCCCGAACCCUGAAGCCGAACUCUGCAGCGCAUUAGCGUGCCUUCAAACUGGCCAGGAUCCCCCUAAAGACUUCUGCAUGCUGGAAUGUGCAGAAAUGGCCCUGGUGAACAAUGAGGAUUACCAUCACAAGUUUUCCACUGCGUUUGAUAAGCUCGUUUCUCGGCUGAAGAUGAAAUGCCCAAACCUUCAGUCGGGCCAGGCUGACCCGGCUCCACCCACAGACUCUAGUGACCUGCUGUACGUGCUGGACGUGUCGGAGGGCUUCUCCUUACUCUCCUUCAUCGCCGCCAGUCACGGUCACGUGAAGGCCUACAGCUCCGUGGAGAAGAAGAAGCAACAGGAAGUGCUCAUGAGACUGGCUCACGCCAAUAACAUCCCAGAAAAGCAUCUGGAGUUCUGGCUCAACAACGUGGACGACGAGCACGGGAUGCUGAAGAGGCCGUCCAGGGAGAAGCUGUGGACGGCCAUCAUCCUGGACUGUGUGGAAACCUGUGGUCUGAUCCGACAGAAGCUGAUGGAGAAAGCGUCACUGGCCAGGUGUCUGCUGGAGGAAGGAGGACACAUCUUCCCACAGAGGAUCAAGGUGUAUGGGAUGUUGGUGGAGUCGGACAUGUUGCUGCUGGAGAGCGCCGUCCAGGGUCAGGAGCCGACACUGGGAUUCAACAUCGCUCCUUUCAUCAACCAGUUCACUGUCCCAGUCCACGUGUUCCUGGAUUUUUCCACUCUGGAGUGCAGACAUCUCAGUGAGUCCGUGGAGCUCUUUGUUCUGGACCUCAUGGACGCCAAUGCAAACUACUCCAACAGGGAAGUCAAGGUCCAGGCUACAUCCUCCGGCAGAAUAACAGCAAUUCCCUUCUGGUACCAAAUCCACAUGGACCAGGAGAUCAGCAUCAGCACCCUGAGCCAGAACUCUCACUGGAAGCAGGCGGCCGCUGUGCUGCAGCAGCCCCUGCAGGUACAGGCUGGAGACUGGGUCCUUCUGGCUGUGAAGCUUCACAAGAGCACCAUCUCCAUAUCAGCACAUGUAGUCAAUGAGCAGACUCAGUAAUAACCCGGUUGUAGCUUCAUUUUAGAUCAUUGUCACAAGCUCUAUAGGGAAAUGCAUUAAAUUACUAUGCAUUCACUUCUGGGUAUUGUUUAAUAUGACAAGAAGAUUUCAGUUUUCAUGUUUUUUUUUUAAAUUAAUAAUGUAAUAUCAGUCUCUGUUCUGAGAUUGAGUAGAAACCUGCAUGACCCGAAGCUGCUUCAUCACAACCAUUAAGAAAGUUCAGCAUUGAACAUUCAAGUCCUGUUUUUAUUUGUAAAUUGUUCCAGGUCUCAGGACAUUUAUAAUUUAUACUUAUGAAUAUACUAUUUGUAAGUAUAUUAUAUAAAUAUCAUAGUUGUCGCUUGAUUUCAGUUGAUUUUGUAAAGAUUGU
Messenger RNA from Limanda limanda (common dab), 3244 nucleotides. RefSeq names its product protein arginine methyltransferase 9 (gene prmt9). Lineage: Eukaryota; Metazoa; Chordata; Actinopteri; Pleuronectiformes; Pleuronectidae. Gene Ontology annotation, biological process: peptidyl-arginine methylation. The coding region runs from base 331 to 2874 and encodes 847 amino acids. Gene Ontology annotation, molecular function: protein-arginine omega-N monomethyltransferase activity; protein binding. The transcript has 13 exons. The record is from RefSeq and is a predicted model, not a curated record.